Molecule: messenger RNA, 1635 nt
Organism: Colletotrichum tamarilloi
Lineage: Eukaryota; Fungi; Ascomycota; Sordariomycetes; Glomerellales; Glomerellaceae
Product: bZIP transcription factor
Exons: 3
Coding region: 1-1635 (544 amino acids)
Biological process (GO): regulation of transcription by RNA polymerase II
Molecular function (GO): RNA polymerase II cis-regulatory region sequence-specific DNA binding; DNA-binding transcription factor activity, RNA polymerase II-specific
Source: RefSeq, a predicted model, not a curated record
AUGGGGACCUCACCGAACCACGCCUCGACCGGGGGUGAUACGAAGUCACCCAAACAGUCCAACAAUGCCACUCCCCCACGUCAAAACACCAUUCCGGAAGUGAAGCAACCCGACCCGAGUUUGAAGCCCGAUGCUGACGGCGCGAAACCUCUUGGCCCUCCCCCUCGACCUGGACAGACGACUGGAAAUACUCCCGACUACUUCGGCGCCGGAGCCGCCUCUCUCAGUCUGGAGCCCAAUCCUUUUGAGCAGUCUUUCGGCGGAGGCGCGCCAGAGACACCAGGUGGUACGAAAUUGCCAUCCGUUGCUGCUCUGACCUCGCCAUCUUCGUUGCUCCCUGGUAGCGGCGCAACUCCAUUCAACUGGGGAGGAGGUUCUCUGCGAACCGGUCCUUUGAGCCCGGCCAUGUUGUCAGGUCCUACCAGUGACUACUUCAGCGAUACGCAUCACCUUCGUGGCGGAUUCCCGACCCCGAACGAAUCUUCGUUGAGAACUGGCUUGACUCCCGGUGGCAGUGGUUCCAUGUUCCCUGCCCCCAGCCCUAACUCUCAGCAACUAUUUGCUCAGCUGGCCAGUGGUGGUGCCACGCCUAGCACCAUCGAUUUCCACCGCACUGCGUUAAGUGCCGCUGCAAAGCGUGAUACGCAGGCCCAGAAUCAAAACCAGAAUCAAAACCAGAAUCAAAAUCAAAGUCAACCCCAAAAUCAGACACAGAACCAUAACCAGCAACAGGCAGCUGUGACAUCGCAGCCGCAGGAGAUGCCAAACGGUGCAACCGCUGUCAAGACUGAGGCAAAGCAGUUCGACCCGCACGAUAACGACGCAGCGAACGGUCUGUUUAUGCUUGCUCAAGGCGCACAGGGAAGAAACGGUGCUCCAAACGGCGGAUUCGCGGCAGCACAAGCACAAUCUCAAGCUCACCCACCUCCGCCACCUGCUCAAGGCGUCAACACGUCACCUCAAAUGAGUGCUAACGGUGCUGGAUCUGUUGGCGCGGGGUCGUCAGUCCGCGGUGUGAGCGAAGGCGGAAGUGCCAUGUCGGAUGAAAGCGAGCAAGCCCGUCCCGCAGCUAGGGGCAAGGGCAAGCGCAACUCGACUGGCGGCGCAUCGACAAAUGGCCGAAGAAAGGCUGAAGAGCCACCGGCAAAGGCCCCUGCCGCUAAGAAAUCAAAGCCGAAUAACAACAUCCCCCCUCCUGAUAUGAUGGGGGAUGAUAGUCAAUCGGAUGACGACGAUAUGAAACACGAGAAUGGUGAAGGUGGAAAGUCAAAGAUGACUGACGAGGAGAAGCGUAAGAACUUUUUGGAACGUAACAGAGUUGCCGCCCUCAAGUGUCGCCAGCGCAAGAAGCAGUGGCUGGCGAACCUCCAGUCAAAAGUUGAACUGUUCAGCAGUGAGAACGAUGCUCUCACAGCUCAGAUCACGCAGUUGCGUGAGGAGGUUGUCAACUUGAAGACAUUACUCCUGGCUCACAAAGACUGCCCUGUCACGCAACAGCAAGGCCUUCACGGCGCCUUCAUGCAACAGGCCAUGGAGCCAUUCAAUCCCCAGAUGAAUCCGUAUGGCAUGGCCGCUCCUAUUCCCAACCAGCAAGUCUUGGCGGCGGGCCAGGGUGUGCAACGCCGCUUUUCAUAG